Molecule: messenger RNA, 5033 nt
Organism: Toxorhynchites rutilus septentrionalis
Lineage: Eukaryota; Metazoa; Arthropoda; Insecta; Diptera; Culicidae
Gene: for
Product: cGMP-dependent protein kinase, isozyme 2 forms cD4/T1/T3A/T3B
Exons: 13
Coding region: 1569-4169 (866 amino acids)
Biological process (GO): protein phosphorylation
Molecular function (GO): cGMP-dependent protein kinase activity; ATP binding
Source: RefSeq, a predicted model, not a curated record
UAGUGCUCGACGGGUAGCAGCAGAGCUUGCUGACUUUUUGUAUCUGUUCGCGUCAUCGUUGUCGUCGUCGUCGUCGGUGACUUUGGCUGAUUUGUUUCACAUGGGGGACAUUUUUCCUCUCGCUGGAAAACAUUAUUACCUCUAAUACGUACUUGCGGGUACUUACUUGUCAGCCACCACUAUUUUUUCGCCAUUGAAAGUUGUCGCUCGGGUCUAACCAAACGUCUCGAAGUCAAUAAAUAGACUGGAAAAGCGCGAAAAUUGCUCACACAAGUUCGGAAAAUCGUCGCAGUUAGUUUCAGAAGGUGAUUCAGAGAAGUGGAACUCGGAUUUUACGCCAUCUUUCGUGUAUUGUGUGUAUGCACUGUGUAAGCUGGUGGUGAGUUAGAGAAGAAAUAACCGAGAAGCGCAUACCAUCGAACGUGGAUAAAGUGUUUUGUUUUCAUCUUUCGUAUCGAAACGAUUGAAUGUGUUAGUGGUUGUAUUGCGUAUUCAUUCAGUGGACGGUGCAUUCGCAGAAAUACUCCAACAUCUACUUGAUAUCUUGGAUAAACUUCGCUUACGAGAAACGGAAGAAUCUUCAUCAAACCGCCGCCACAUUCGCAAUGGAAGGAAAGAGAGUGCUAUUUUGACGAAGACUUGCUCACACCAAUCCUUUAUCAGCGGCAGUGCAGUUUUUGUCAGACUUUCACGGCAAAUUCAGCAGUUAUAAUCGACGUUUCGUGCGCUGGCCGGCGUAUUUUUUUCUCAACAGCCAUCAGAAGUUCUAAUCCCGGAGUGGAAAUAACAACGAAAAAAAGUGUGAUACAAAAAAACGCUCGGCUUAAAGUCGUCAGCAAAUUGUGUGUUUUUGCAAGGUCAACAUUUUAAUACAUCGAAAACGUGGAGAUACAACGGAAAUAUCCCAAAAUAAGUGAAGAAUUAAUGUAAUAGAAGCCAUCCCUUUGUGCCAAUUUAGUGAUAUCAUCUACUGUUCAACAGUGAAAAAUCUCUAGUCAAAAGUGUACUCAUUCCCCGAGCCAUUUGGAAACAUCUCUGAUAACAGUGUGCAAAUCUAGCAAGAAUCUCAUAAAGUGUGUGUAUAUAAAACGUGGUGCAUUCAACGAAAAAUUCAAAAAUAGUAUAAUUUAUAGCCAACGCAAGUGCAAAGCAAUUAUUUUUACCAAAACAGCUGAGAGAAGCCAAAUGUCGAUCGAGUUGUAGCGCCGCCAUUGGGGAAGGAAGCCGGAAGCAAACGCGCCUGCAACAACUUGUUGUGUUAUUCAAGCCGGGAAGUUGAUCAAGUGCCAAUUCGCGAGGUGUGUGAGAAGUGUCGUUUACUGGCAGCCGCGCUCUGAAGUUCAUUCAUUAUUAGCUGCUACUGAUUGUUUGAGGCGCACGAAGACGACAACGUCUCGACGAUUUGCUGCAAUAAGCAACAAGUGGCUGCGCUAACGCCUCGCUCGGCUUGUUCCGAGUGGUGAAUUUCUCGGUUUUUUUUUCUGUGUAGUUGUGCCGAUGUUCGUAAGGAAUUGUGUGAUAAUUCAUUUUUAUGACACCACGGGUUAGAACCAGGAAAAAUAGCGUGGAUGCGCGUGUGUUUUGACGGGCUGUGCUUCGCGUCACGGCGACCGGCGGCCGUUGAGCAGGAGACGCAAACGGUCCUGUGCGGCGCAACCGCACUCGAUACGCAGCAUCUCGUGCGUUUGCUGAAGUACGCGAACUUCGCCGCGCCAACGAACGGACUCGGCCUCGCGUUCGGCUCCGCGGUCCCCCAGUCCCAGUCCCAGUCCGCUGUUCCGCAGUGCCAUAGUGUUGCCCCUAGCAAGCAAGUGCCGCCGUCGGGUGCGCCGUCGUCGCCGUCAGUUGCUUCUCACGGUUUCGCGGGAAAAGAGCUAAUUACUACUACACCGUCAACGCAUCUCGUCGCGUCAACCGCCGUCGGCACGAUGAACGAAAACAGUGGUGAGCUGGCCGCGUCCAUCGCAAGCCAACAAACCGCGACCCUCGGUCAGGUCGAUUCCGUCAACAACAAUCUCGAUGCCGGGGUUGGCAGCAUCAAACAGAUGGUCCUGCUGCAGGGCGAUUUUCAGCAGAACCUCUUCAUCAAUGAUCCCGCUGUCUUGAAUCUAACCGCACGGGAGCAGGAACUGCUCAAAAUGAUCCAGGCACGGGAUAUGCGCAUCCGCGAGCUGGAAGAUUGCGUCCGCCUCAAGCACGAGGAAGUGGCGGAACUGAAAAGUCAUCUGGACAAGUUCCAGAGUGUGUUCCGAACGAGUGGGGGUACCACGGUGGUUGUAUCACCAGGCGGCAGGAAAAUGGGCGCUCACGGAGGAGUGCAGCGGCAGCGUGCUCAGGGUAUUUCCGCCGAACCACAGCGGGACAUUUCGGUGCUGGAACUGAUGCACGUGGCGUUCCCCAAAUACGACAAGGAUGAAAGAUCUCGCGAAAUCAUCAAAUCCGCCAUCCUGGACAAUGACUUCAUGAAAAACCUCGAGAUGACGCAGAUCCGCGAAAUCGUGGACUGCAUGUACCCGGUGCAGUACGGCUCUGGCAGUCUGAUUAUCAAAGAGGGCGAUGUCGGCAGCAUAGUCUACGUUAUGGAAGAGGGUCGCGUCGAAGUUUCCCGCGAAGGCAAAUACCUGUCGACACUGUCCGGAGCCAAGGUUCUCGGUGAGCUGGCAAUCCUCUACCACUGCCAACGGACGGCGACCAUUACCGCAGCGACCGAUUGCAAGCUUUGGGCUGUCGAGCGACAAUGCUUCCAAACCAUCAUGAUGCGCACCGGACUCAUCCGGCAGGCCGAGUACUCCGAUUUCCUCAAGAGCGUACCGAUCUUCAAGAACCUCCCCGAGGACACGCUGUGCAAGAUUUCCGAUGUGCUGGAAGAGUGCUACUACCAGAAGGGUGACUACAUCAUUCGGCAGGGCGCACGGGGUGAUACGUUCUUCAUCAUUUCCAAGGGCCAGGUUCGUGUGACGAUUCGACAUCCCGACAAGCCGGAGGAAAAGUUCAUCCGCACCCUCGGCAAAGGUGAUUUCUUCGGCGAGAAGGCUCUCCAAGGGGAUGAUUUGCGAACGGCCAACAUAAUUUGCGACUCUCCGGAAGGUGUCACGUGCUUGGUGAUUGAUCGUGAUACGUUCAAUCAGCUUAUCUCGAAUCUGGAUGAAAUCAAGAAUCGCUACAACGACGACGCUGUCAACGAGAGGAAGAAGAUCUACGAAGAAUUCCGAGACGUUCGACUAACGGACCUGCGUGUGAUCGCCACCCUGGGGGUGGGAGGAUUUGGCCGUGUAGAACUGGUCCAACUUGCACAGGAUAAAUCAAGAUCGUUCGCUUUGAAACAGAUGAAGAAAUCCCAAAUCGUGGAAACUCGUCAGCAGCAGCAUAUCAUGUCCGAAAAGGAGAUCAUGAGCGAGGCAAGUUCCGACUUCAUCGUGAAACUGUACAAGACUUUCAAAGAUUGCAAGUAUCUGUACAUGCUGAUGGAGAGCUGCCUUGGCGGUGAGCUGUGGACAAUUUUACGCGACCGUGGACACUUUGACGAUGGUACGACCCGCUUCUACACUGCCUGUGUGGUGGAAGCAUUCGAUUACCUGCACUCGCGCAACAUUAUUUAUCGUGACUUGAAGCCGGAAAAUCUUCUGCUGGACGUGGCUGGUUAUGUGAAACUGGUCGAUUUUGGUUUUGCGAAGAAAUUGCAAUCUGGGCGGAAAACAUGGACUUUCUGUGGAACGCCAGAAUACGUAGCGCCAGAAGUUAUUCUUAAUCGAGGUCAUGACAUUAGUGCCGACUAUUGGUCACUGGGAGUGUUGAUGUUCGAGUUACUAACAGGUACCCCUCCGUUUACCGGAGCUGAUCCGAUGCGUACCUACAACAUCAUCCUGAAGGGUAUAGAUGCGAUCGACUUCCCGCGUAAUAUCACCCGCAAUGCUAGCGCUCUCAUCAAGAAACUUUGCCGAGACAAUCCAACCGAACGGUUGGGCUAUCAAAGGGGUGGAAUCAGUGAAAUUCAGAAACACAAGUGGUUCGACGGAUUUUACUGGGAUGGACUGCGGAAUCGUACCCUUCCACCGCCGAUCCAGCCGAAAGUGCAGAGCGUGAUUGACACCGCCAACUUCGACGAUUACCCAGCCGAUCCCGACGGUCCACCACCGGAUGAUCUGUCCGGAUGGGAUGAGGAGUUCUAAAUUUUAACGAAUCGAAAACAGUGGAUAUCCUCCAGGUUUUACUUUAUUUCAUUUUAGGACAACAAAAGGUUAGGCUUGACCCAAAUUGGCCGAUGUUCAAUUAGUCUUAACAUCGCAUAAAGACUUCGGCCGAAACAAAGACAAGUCUACUUGUAUGACCAUAGAUUUUAUGUAGAAUCUGUAAAUGAGCAAUUGAGUAUAUAUAGUACAGGAAUCUGACGUUAAAUCGAAUAUUUUACUGAGACAACGCGCUAGCAAAGAUCAAUGUAUCGAUACUACUACUACUAGAGGGCCAUUUUAGCAAAAUGGUGGACGAAAGAAACACGCUGUGUAAGAGCAAGAUCAGCCCUGUGAGCCAUAUUCGGAUCCGAUGGAGGGUAAUCAAAUCUCAUAACCGGUAAAACGAGAGAUAUUGGGAUCUAGAGAUCGAGGUCAGAAUGUCUUCCUAAUAAUAUGUUCUAACACUGAAACCUUCCUGAUAAGAACUAUUUAUCCUUCUAGAACUAAUUUGUCCCAUAAAAUUUUGUCUUACAACAACAAAAAAUCCUUCUUCACCGGCGAUGCCCAAUUUUCAUUUGCCGCAAUUCACUAAACCAAAAAAAAACUUCGCAAUUUCUUCGGUCUUUCACUGUUUUUUUUUCUCAAUUUUAACUCCCCUUGACUGUUAUUUUUUCUGUCUGUUUUGUUAUUAUGUAAUUUGAAAUUUGUAUAAAAUGUACAUAUAAAUGCUUCCUUUUAUAUUAGAGCUGAUUGUAGAGAAACAAGUAAUGUACGGACAAGCAAGUAAAUUCAAUUAACCAUGUUUUCCUGGUUUGGGAAUCAGGACCAAAAUGAUAACAAAUAAAUACACACUCGGAAAUGAUG